Molecule: messenger RNA, 3024 nt
Organism: Arctia plantaginis
Lineage: Eukaryota; Metazoa; Arthropoda; Insecta; Lepidoptera; Erebidae
Source: the annotation of a GenBank genome assembly
AUGAUGUCCAAAAAGCAGUUGGCGUGCAUGCUUGCACUACACAUAAUGUACUUGCUGGUUGGUGCCAGUAUAUUUUAUCACAUAGAGAGUCCGUUGGAAGUUGCAGCGCGGGCUGAAGAUAAAUUAGAGAGGUUGGAAAUUCAAAAUCUGCUUUACCGAAACUACCUUCCUGAAGAUCCUGACGAACAAGACACGAUCCUUCGUAAGCUGUCCGACUACUGUGGCAAGUCCAUGACCAAUUACACUACGCCAGAUCAAGAACCACCCUUCAAAUGGGACUUCUAUCAUUCUUUUUUCUUCUCUUAUACUGUCGUCAGUACUAUUGGUUACGGCAACUUGGCGCCUACCACUCAUUUAGGAAGAAUUCUGAUGAUAUUCUAUGGUUUGUUCGGUAUACCCAUCAACGGUAUCCUGCUUGCCAACCUUGGUGAAUACUUCGGAAUGCAGCUCAUCUCCGUUUACCGUAAAUACAAAGUUCGUAACGAAAAGCGAGCCCACAACCUAGAUUACUACUUCACCAACCUUGGAAUGUUGGGUCAGAUUUUCCUCUAUCUAGUUCCUGGCUUCUUAUUCUUCAUCUUCUUGCCCGCCUGCAUAUUUGUCGUGUUUGAGGAAUGGGACUACGUGGCUUCAAUCUACUACGCCUUCGUCACGCUCACUACUAUUGGUUUUGGUGAUAUAGUAGCUGGUACCGAGAACAAAGGUUUUAAAUACGGAUACUUCUGCACUUACCAGAUAUUCCUGAUAGUUUGGAUUACCUUCGGCCUCGGGUACAUUGUCAUGUUACUCGGCUUUAUCACCAGCGGGAUGAGGUCUGAGAGAAUACACAAAAUUGAACAAAAAUUUGCGUAUCAAUUUAAAACUACGCAGAACAAAAUUCUACAAGGAUUCACUAGAGAUCUCUCUGCUUUGAGGAAAAUUAUUAAUGAAGCUAAUUUAAUCAAAAUUAAGCCUGUUUAUGUAGAAGCUUCACCUACGAUUCCCCGUAGCCAAAGCUGUCCUAUUUUUACAUACGAUGUAGAACCAAGAGGUCCAAUUUUCAAAAGAAAACGAGCUAACUCUGAAAAUAUUCAGCUUGCUGCAAAAGAUAUGCUCCGAAUACAAUCCGACACAGAUUUGCUUGGAAUUGACAAAGAAAAAACUUUCACAGCUUCUGCUAUAGUAAAACCCGCAGAGCUAUUAGCAAGAGUAGUAAACGUACUAGGAGGUUUAGAACAUCAAAAUGCAGUACAAAAGGAUAAAGGGGUACAUCUAUUUGAUGAUGAUCAUAUUUUGGCUAAUGAAAUAGGACCUACAUUUAGCAUAGGGCCAAACCGUAUUACGAGGCACAGAGCACUAAGUAUAGCAGUACCAAAUUAUAGAAAAGAAUUAGUGGCUCAAGAUGCGUACAAUGAAUAUACAUGGACUAAUGGUGAAUCAGCAGAGAAAUUCAGACGAGAGGCAAAUAUCAGAAGUGGAAAACUAUCACUUCCGUCCAAACCGGAAGAUAGCGCACCAGCUCAAAACUUAAUUUCAAGGUUUUUCUUUAGGAAACCUAGUUCCAAUGAAAGUUCUACAGAGGUAACUAAAAAUUCAAUGAGGGGAAAAAUAGCUAGUUCACAGGUGGCUAAUGAAGAUUCAGUUAAUACCAAACCUAGACGUAGAAGUAUAUUUUCUUCUUUAAAUUUCGGUUCAGAGGAUAGAAGCGAGGCAGAUGCAUAUAAGGACCAAACUAGAAAAGGAAGGCACAGCAUUUUUCCUACUUUUGAUUUUAAUGAUGAUCUCGACAGUGGCUCCAGUGCUUACCUUGAUGCAACGAGUCGUGGCCGCCAUAGUAUAUUUCCGUCAUUCAAUUUUGCAGAAGAUGAAGAUGCAUCACGUUACAAGGAAAGGACGAGGUCUGGCCGUCACAGCAUCUUUCCGACCUUUGAUUUUAGUGACCCUGAAGAUGAUGUUGGCAGCUAUAGAGAAAAUUCUAGAAGAGGUAGACGAAGUAUUUUCCCAAGUUUCAAUUUCAGUGGCCUCAAUAGUAAUGAUGAAGAUACUGUGGAUGAAGACGAAGUUCAAAAAUACCAAAACAGAACGAAAAAAGGACGACACAGCUUGUUUCCAACUUUUGGUAGGUCUAAAAAGAACGACGAUGAUGUUAUGCCUGAAAGCUCAGAUGAGUUAGUUGACUACAAGAACAAAACACGCGCUGGACGAAGCAGUUUGUUUCCUUCAUUUGGCAAACAGCGUAAGAAUAGUUUAGCUACUGAUAAUGAAGACUUGGAAGAUAGCAUAAAACAGUUUAAUGAAUACAACAGAAGUAGCCGCAAUCAUUCAUUUGAGAGUUCUAAUCAAUUUACAAAUGACUUGGAACGAUAUAAAAAUAAAACAAAGCAAGGGCGGCGCAGCUUAUUUGAUCCUGAUGUAAAUAUAUCAAAUCUUCCUGAAUCUGAACAGGUUGAAGUACUGGAGAAUACAAGUGUUGCUGAUCUUUUAAGAGCAUUGGCCGUUUUAGAAACUGCUGCUCAAGGGUCAUCAAUAGGUGAACCGCCAGGUCUUUUAGACUUUAUAACUGAUCCUAACGCUAUUGCAUCACGGAGACGUGGUUCUUUACGUCCUGAAUUUAUGACACCAACUCCUCCAAGCACUGACAACUUAGAGGAAAAUAGAUCAAAGCAUGUUGAUGAUUCUGGGCCUAGACGGAGAAGAAUUUCGGCAAGGUCUGCAGCUCCCCAGUUUACUCCCACAUUGGCUACUGUUGUUGCUGGAGCAGAGUUACAAAUACCGACUGCAGCUGCUUCGAGAGAAAAUCGAAUGACUAUGUUGCAACAACCUCCACCUCCUUAUUCAGAAACUCCCCCUGACAGUGAAAUAUCUAAACCUCGAAUAAGAAGAUUUUCUCCAGCACCAGGUGAACCUGGUCGAUCUACUGGUCCAGUGCCAAGACUCUUCUCACGCAUGCGCAGAGAAGGCGUUAAUAAUGAGGAAAAUGAUAGUAGACGUUGUAGUUUAACUGAUAUAGUUGUUGACAACUUCAAAGAUAAAGACAAUACGUAA